Molecule: messenger RNA, 726 nt
Organism: Orycteropus afer afer
Lineage: Eukaryota; Metazoa; Chordata; Mammalia; Tubulidentata; Orycteropodidae
Source: RefSeq, a predicted model, not a curated record
AUGGUUGUGGGACGGUUUUACCUGUCCUGCCUGGCAUUGGGCUCCCUGGGCUCGCUCUGCAUCCUCUUCACCAUCUACUGGAUGCAGUACUGGCGCGGUGGCUUCGCCUGGGACGGCAGCAAGCUCAUGUUCAACUGGCACCCGGUGCUCAUGGUUGCUGGCAUGGUGGUGUUCUACGGAGCUGCGUCGCUGGUGUACCGCCUGCCCCAGUCCUGGGUGGGGCCCAAGCUGCCCUGGAAGGUCCUCCACGCAGCCCUGCACCUGAUGGCCUUCAUCCUCUCCGUGCUGGGGCUGGUAGCGGUCUUUACUUUUCACAACCAUUCUCGCAUCAGCAACCUCUACUCCCUGCACAGCUGGGUGGGGAUCAUCACCGUCUUCCUCUUCGCCUGCCAGUGGUUCCUGGGCUUUGCCGUCUUCCUCCUGCCCUGGGCGUCCCUGUGGCUGCGCAGCCUCCUUAAACCCAUCCACGUCUUCUUCGGAACCUCCAUCUUCUCUCUGGCCAUCGCGUCUGCCAUUUCUGGCAUUAAUGAGAAGCUUUUCAACAGUUUAAGGAACACCACCAGGCCUUACUCCAGCCUGCCCGAGGAGGCGGUCUUUGCCAACAGCACUGGGCUGCUGCUGGUAGCCUUUGGGCUGCUGGUGCUCUAUAUUCUGGCUUCAUCUUGGAAGCGCCCGGAGCCUGGGAUCCUGAAUGACAGACAGCCCCUGCUGCAUGGUGGACAGUGA